This is a messenger RNA of Helobdella robusta, 627 nucleotides long. RefSeq lists its product as hypothetical. The transcript has 5 exons. The record is from RefSeq and is a predicted model, not a curated record. NCBI's taxonomy places the organism in Eukaryota, Metazoa, Annelida, Clitellata, Rhynchobdellida, Glossiphoniidae. The coding region runs from base 1 to 627 and encodes 208 amino acids.
AUGAACAAAGGGAGAAAAAUAACAAAAGAAUGUUCACAAUGUCUCAAGCAUGUUCCGUCAGCCCGUAAAUCCUGCUCAGAAUGUGGUUUCAAAUUUGUCAGAGAAGUAGAAAACCUAACUGCAAGUACAACUACCACACCAAGCACUUCUAAUGAAUCAACAUCACCAAACAAGUCGGCCAUUGAAAAUAGAACUAGGAGAAGAUGUCGAGAGAAACCUCACUUCUUUGAUUCAACUGAAUACAACACAACUAUCAAAAAGAGAAAAAAGACUUUAGUGAGAAAAUUUCCUGAUGAACCUGAAUCAAAAGAGUUUGAAAAGUCUAGAGACCAAGGUAACUCCCCUAAGGCAUACGAUGAAAAGCCAAACUCAACAUCACCGACAGGAGCAAGCUCAGUAAAAGAUGAAAAAUCUAAACCUAACUUGAAUCUAACAAACAUAAAAGAGGAGUCAUCCACAACAACUACAGCAACGACAACGACAUCAAACUCAAGCCAGUCCACCAGUGACACCAGAGUUUCAGUGAAUGGAGGCAAGAAUUGUAAGGAUAAAGAUAUCCACAACAGCAAUAUCCUUUCUGAAAUCAAUAGAAGGAUUCUUUCCAUAUCCUGUCAGCCAUGCAUAUAA